Messenger RNA from Cucurbitaria berberidis CBS 394.84, 1878 nucleotides. RefSeq lists its product as uncharacterized. The transcript is spliced from 4 exons. Gene Ontology annotation, molecular function: DNA-binding transcription factor activity, RNA polymerase II-specific; RNA polymerase II cis-regulatory region sequence-specific DNA binding. Gene Ontology annotation, biological process: regulation of transcription by RNA polymerase II. The record is from RefSeq and is a predicted model, not a curated record. The coding region runs from base 115 to 1725 and encodes 536 amino acids. NCBI's taxonomy places the organism in Eukaryota, Fungi, Ascomycota, Dothideomycetes, Pleosporales, Cucurbitariaceae.
CAAGUAAUUCAAUCAACUCCCACUCGGUACCCAACCAUCAUCGCUUCAACAAGCUUCUGUCUGUGCCAGCAACAUGAUCUGACGUUCGGCAGUAAACAACUCUUGUCAUUUGCAAUGGAAGGCUCUUAUCCUAUGCACCCGGCCCAGGCCAUGCAAUCGCCAUUCUUUUACUACAACCCAGACCCCCAAGGCGAGAACACCCGCCAACACGGCCAUUUCACACCCCAUCCGUCAGGCCAGUCGACCUUCCAGCCGCAAAACAUGUAUCUCCAGAGGCCAUCCUCGGCGAACUCGCAGCUUUCGUACCCUCAGACAGCAUACGCAAACCAGAUGCUCACACCCGUCGCAUCACCUCAGCCGCAGUAUCAGAAGCCGACUAUCCUGAUUCAGCCCCAGGACUCGCCAUAUCUUCACCCUCUUGAUACAGACUACUCCUUCGUGCCCGCUACCCCUCCUCUUUCGUCGUCGGGCAGCAGCACCAGCAGCCCUCCCUCGAGCUACGAUGUUUUGCCUACACCACUGAAUGACUUUUUCCCUGGCGAGGGUAUUGAGGGCGUCAAGCAGGGCUGUGAAGGCGAGGUCUUUGCCGAGAUCCUUUCUGCCGGCCUGGAAUGGCGAUCAACGACCCCACCAAUGACUCCAGUCUAUAUUCAGCCGCCUUCGGCUAGCCAGGGGUCGUACCUGCUGUCUGCAACUUCGUGCCCCUCGCUUUCCCCUUCACCCUCACCGCUACCGCGCGCAACCUUUGCCGAGGCUGAGAACAACUUCUGCAACCCGCGCGAUCUUACUGUCUCUACAUCUACUGAACUGCCUACUUUGUUGACCCUGUGCCCUGGUGACGAAGAGCACAAGCUCGUCCUCAAGGGUGAGACCGCCAAGAUCGAGCAACUGGAAGCAACUCAGCCCUUCGACUUCACCGGCCUUCCCACCUUUGAGCCCCUGUUUGAGCUCGACUGCGAGGACGAUUUCGCCGGGUUUGUCCAAUUUCCCGCCACCGAGCACGCGCAGUUUCCUUGCAACAAGCGCCAGCGAACCGAUCUUGUUGCCUUCACCCCUGAGGACGAUUUCGUAAGCGACGAGAGCUUCACGGAUUUCGAGGAGGAGCUUGUCCACGGCCUGCCCCUUACGCCUGCUGCGAGCGACUUCUCUGACAACAUGUCUGUCGCGCCUGCACCCAAGAGGCGAUCAGUGAAGAAGGCGCGCUCUGAGUACAGCGAUGCUGAGUCGGAUUACCAGGGUCAAGCGGACAACGCUGUCGGCUCCAGCUCUGAAGACAACGCCACAACGCCUGUCGCAACCACCAGCCGCCGCGGCCGUAAGCAGUCACUGACAGAAGAUCCUUCAAAGACGUUUGUCUGCACCCUCUGCUCGCGCCGCUUUCGCCGCCAGGAGCACCUCAAGCGCCAUUACCGCUCCCUCCACACUCACGACAAGCCUUUCGAGUGCACUGACUGCGGAAAGAAGUUCUCCAGGAGCGACAAUCUUUCGCAGCACCAGCGCACGCAUGGUACGGGCGCCGUUCAUCUUGAUGUAUUGGACACCUCCGACUUACACAAUGGCGAUAUGCAACGAGAGCAGUCUGGCGCCUUCGACCACCAAAAUCCAGCUCUGAUGGGUAGCAUUCUCUAUGAUGCCGCUGCCAGUAUCUCGAGCUCAAGCUCAAGCUCCGACUUCUCCGACUUUGACGCAUCGCCCAUCAACAAGAAGCGGAAGCGGAACGAGUAGGCUUCUCCUCUCGUUUCCACUUCUCCUUUCAAAUCCUUUAAUGACCCCCUCAUGACAUCAACACUCGGUAGAAGGAGUUUCCAUCAUGCCAGACGGCUGCUCGUCUACUAUCACGUCGUUACGCAGAAGCGGCUCAGAUAGACAGGCGGCACA